Penicillium nucicola is the source of this 1053-nucleotide messenger RNA. RefSeq names its product inositol-pentakisphosphate 2-kinase. The transcript is spliced from 2 exons. The coding region runs from base 1 to 1053 and encodes 350 amino acids. The record is from RefSeq and is a predicted model, not a curated record. Gene Ontology annotation, cellular component: nucleus. Gene Ontology annotation, biological process: inositol phosphate biosynthetic process. Gene Ontology annotation, molecular function: inositol-1,3,4,5,6-pentakisphosphate 2-kinase activity; ATP binding. NCBI's taxonomy places the organism in Eukaryota, Fungi, Ascomycota, Eurotiomycetes, Eurotiales, Aspergillaceae.
AUGACCAAGCCCAGUAUCCUCGAACUCCCACGGGGAGUUCAGCUCAUCUACCUCGCCGAGGGAGGAGCAAAUGUGAUCUACCGCUUCGCCACAGCGGGAACCACGCGGCCAAAAGACCCGAAAGGGCCCUUAACCGCGGCCAGUGACCGACCAGACCAACCCAGCAGCCUCCCAGCGCGCCUCCAAGGAAAACUACUCCGUCUGCGCAAAGCAACCGCCGCAGAUAUCUCGUACACCGAGAUCGUUCGCAAUUUCGAUACCAUCAUCCGCCCGCUCUUCGCCCCAGAGGAACUGGUCGACCAAACCCUCGUCCAGCUCCCGGACGGGCUCCUCGCCCGCUGUAAUGAGCAGCUCCGCGCAGAAGAAGUAGCCGGCUCGCGACCGAAGAAGCGCCACGGCGGCUAUCUGUGUCUCAGUGAGCCGUUUGGCUUGCUCAUUACUGAUAUGACGACUGGUGGGGACCUGGGCGCGACCUUGGCGGAAUUCAAGCCGAAGUGGUUAAAUCAGUCGCCCUCUGCGCCGGCGGCAGCGCAUAGAUGUCGGACUUGUGCGCUGCGCGAAAUGAAGAAUUCAGAGUCCCUGCUUCUCGGGCAGAAAGAGCAGCGGUCGUUUUGUCCGCUGGAUCUGGUGUCGGAGAAGUUUGAUAAUGUGUUGCGAGCGACGGCGUUGAUCAAGGGUUGUAAGGACCGAUCGCGGCUGGCGCGGAUUUUGUAUUCCAAUUCGACGUUGCGAACGCUGCAGUCGUUGCAGAAGAUCGAAGGUGAUGUUGGGCUGCAAGGGCCCGGAGCGAAAUCGAGGGACAUGUCGCUUGCUAUGACAUUACGGGAUUGUACGAUGUUCAUCAAAAUUCCCCAGGAUGAAAAUCGACCGGUGGAAAUCCGCCUCGGUGACCUCGAUCUCAAGACUGGGGCCGGGGGCAAGGCCGGAUAUUGGCGAUCCUUGGAGACCCAGUUGAUUGACCAGGGCUGGUAUCAUGGAUGCAAUAGUACCCAAGAUCCGAGUGAGUGCGCUUUGUUUGGUUCACGGCGAUCAUCUCACUCCUAUUCAACAUGA